AUCUCUCUCCACUUUCAUCCCUCUCCUCCCCCAUCAUCCCCAUCAUCUCCAUCAUCCAGUGCUUCUUCAUUAAAACGUAGAAGCGCUCUUUAUCAGCUUUCAAGCGUCUGCUAGAGCUCCGGAAGCUCAGCACAGCGCCGCCAUCAUGAAGGUAGCCACUUCGGCGCUCCUCAUCGGAGCCGCCGCUGCUCAGCAGCAGCAAAUCCUCAAGUUCCCCGACUCGUUCAGCGAGCUCAAGGAGUCUUCAUGGACCAAGCCUCUCCAGAACCUUGAGGAGAGCCUCAAGUCCCUCACGGGCGAGGCUCGUGCCACCUGGGACGAGAUCGCCAUGAUGUUCCCCGAGAGCUUCGAAAAGGCGGCCUUUUUCAGCGAGCCCAAGCCGCACACGCGCAAGCAGGACAGCGAGUGGGACCACAUCAUCAAGGGCGCCGACAUCCAGAGCGUCUGGGUCGAGAACGAAAAGGGCGAGAAGGAGCGCGAGAUCGACGGCAAGCUCGAGCAGUAUAGCUUGAGGGCCAAGAAGGUAGACCCCAGCGUACUCGGUGUCGACAAGGUCAAGCAGUACUCCGGCUACCUCGAUGACGAGGAGGAGGACAAGCACUUGUUCUACUGGUUCUUCGAGUCGCGCAAUGACCCCAAGAACGACCCCGUAGUGCUUUGGCUCAAUGGCGGACCCGGCUGCUCAUCGCUCACUGGUCUCUUCAUGGAGCUCGGACCUGCCUCCAUCACAAAGGACCAGAAGAUCAAGCACAACCCCUACUCGUGGAACAGCAACGCUUCCGUCAUCUUCCUUGACCAGCCCGUCAAUGUCGGAUACUCAUACUCGAGCGGCUCAGUGAGCAACACUGUUGCUGCCGGCAAGGACAUCUAUGCCCUGCUCACCCUCUUCUUCAAACAAUUCCCAGAGUACUCCCACCAGAGCUUCCACAUCUCUGGCGAGUCGUACGCCGGUCACUACAUUCCCGUCUUUGCCUCUGAGAUUCUGUCCCACAAGAACCGCAACAUCAACCUCCAGUCCGUUCUCAUCGGUAACGGUCUGACAGACGGUCUUACUCAGUACGAGUACUACCGCCCCAUGGCCUGCGGUGAGGGUGGCUGGCCUGCUGUUCUCGAUGAGUCUCAGUGCAAAGCCAUGGACAACGCCUACCCUCGUUGCGCCAGCCUCAUUGAGAACUGCUACAACUCCGAGUCUGUCUGGUCUUGUGUGCCUGCCUCCAUCUACUGCAACAACGCCAUGAUCGGUCCUUACCAGCGCACUGGCCAGAACGUCUACGAUGUCCGCAAGCCCUGCGGUAGCAACUCGCUCUGCUACGAUGAGCUUGACUGGAUACAGGGAUACCUCAACAAGAAGGAGGUCAUGAAGGCUGUCGGUGCUGAGGUCUCCAAUUACGAGUCCUGCAACUUUGACAUCAACCGCAACUUCCUUCUCCAGGGUGACUGGAUGAAGCCCUUCCACCGCGUCGUCCCCGGAAUCCUCGAGAAGAUCCCCGUACUCAUCUACGCUGGUGAUGCCGACUACAUCUGCAACUGGCUCGGUAACAAGGCUUGGACUGAGGCUCUUGAGUGGCCCGGUGCCAAGGCCUACAACCAGGCCAAGAUGGAGGACUUUAAGAUCGAUGGCGAUGGCAAGACUGUUGGUCAGGUCAAGUCCAGCGGCAACUUCACCUUCAUGAGGCUCCAUGCUGGUGGCCACAUGGUCCCAUACGACCAGCCUGAGGCGUCGCUCGAGAUGCUCAACAGGUGGUUGGGAGGUGGCUUCUGGAAGGCUUAGAUGCUUUCUGAAGAUGAAUUAAUGGUUUAAGAUUGUCACAUUGGGUGCUUGUCAAGAUUGCGAACGGAUGGAUAAUCAGGUUCGCUUCUAUGUAAUUCAAAUUGAUUAGUGUAUCUAAUACUCGUAGCUAUCAAUGUACAGAACUCA
Messenger RNA from Pyrenophora tritici-repentis Pt-1C-BFP, 1918 nucleotides. Its product is annotated as Carboxypeptidase C (cathepsin A). Gene Ontology annotation, cellular component: fungal-type vacuole. The record is from RefSeq and is a predicted model, not a curated record. NCBI's taxonomy places the organism in Eukaryota, Fungi, Ascomycota, Dothideomycetes, Pleosporales, Pleosporaceae. Gene Ontology annotation, biological process: proteolysis. Gene Ontology annotation, molecular function: serine-type carboxypeptidase activity.